Oncorhynchus keta (chum salmon) is the source of this 985-nucleotide messenger RNA. Its product is annotated as centrosomal protein 20-like. Gene Ontology annotation, cellular component: motile cilium; ciliary basal body; centrosome. The record is from RefSeq and is a predicted model, not a curated record. Lineage: Eukaryota; Metazoa; Chordata; Actinopteri; Salmoniformes; Salmonidae. Gene Ontology annotation, molecular function: protein binding. Gene Ontology annotation, biological process: microtubule anchoring; cilium assembly.
ACCAUUUUCAACAACUUAUCUUCUCUCCCAGCUCUGAGAGAGAGCCUGGAGUCUCGAGGUGUGUUGGGUCAGCUGAAGGCUCGGAUCAGAGCUGAGGUGUUCAAUGCGCUCGACGAUCAGAGCGAGCCGCGUCCUGUGCUGUCGCACGACAACCUUCUAAUCAACGAGCUCAUCCGCGAGUACCUGGAAUUCAACAAGUAUCGAUACACAGCGUCUGUGUUGACAGCAGAAUCAGGUCAACCUGAGAUACCACUUGAAGAGUUCAUGGCGAAUGAGCUGAAAGUGGUGGAGGACCCCAGUUCCAGAUCUGUGCCUCUACUGUACGGAUUGCUAUCCCACUUCCUAAGCAGCAGUGGAGACAGUGGAGGGAAGCUAUUUCUCAGGGGCUCAGUGUAACAGUACAACUUUACGUCCAUCCCCUCGCGAACCAGGGACCCUCUGCACACAUCAACAACAGUCACCCUCGAAGCAUCGUUACCCAUCGCUCCACAAAAGCCGCGGCCCUUGCAGAGCAAGGGGAACUACUACUUCAAGGUCUCAGAGCAAGUGACGUAACCGAUUGAAACGCUAUUUAGCGCACACCGCUAACUAAGCUAGCCGUUUCACAUCCGUUACAUCAGCACCUGCUAAUAUGACCAGAGACCCUAACACACUCCCUGGUCCUGAGUCUUAACACAGGUGUGUCCUGUCUGUCACUCCAGAUUUCACUGGGACUGGGGGUGUUGAGCGACUUUUAUUUUAUUUUUAUUUUUUUUUGCAGUUGAUGUAAAGAAAGCCUUAGUAGUGUGUGUUAAUGUUGCCAAAACAGGUUCAAACCAACAGGUCUGAAUUUAAUUUCAUUUGGCCAAUUGUUUGUUCCCUGAGACUCUGUAAAUGUAGUCUGUUCUUCACUACUGCUAUGUCUGCAUAGCUGUACAUACUGUAGUCUGUUCUUCACUACUGCUAUGUCCGCAUAGCUGUACAUACUGUAGUCUGUUCUUCACUA